AUGUCGACCCAAACUGAUUGGUCCGCACUGUUAGGCCAACACUUGGAGAAACUGUUUUUGGGAGGACUCAGUUGGGACACUGAAGAGCAGGAUAUCUUGAACUACUUCAGUAAGUUCGGCCAAAUCGCGAACGUCAACAUCAAGUACGACAGUAUGACCGGAAAGCCCCGCGGCUUUGGGUUCAUCACAUUUAACAACACCUCGUCGAUCGAUCAGGUCCUGGCUGGCGGUCCGCAUAUGAUUAAGAACAGAGCGGUCGACCCCAAGAGACCCCGAACCAAACCGGCGUUCAAAAAGAUAUUUGUUGGCGGAGUGGACGCUGACAUGUCUAAGGACGACAUUAAAGCUUACUUCGAGCGCUUCGGAACGGUGGAGGGAAUCGAGUGUCCAUUUGAUAAGCAAAGGGGGCGAAGGCGUGAGUUUUGUUUCAUCAUUUUCGACACGGAGGAGGCGGCAGAGGCGGCCGUGUCUGAGCCCAAACAGCUGGUCGGCAAUAAGGAGUGCGAUAUCAAGAAGGCACAGCCGCCACGAUUUCAGGGCGGCGCCACCGGUGGCACACCCGGCGGCUCGCGGAAUGGACAGCAGAGCUUCAGCAGCGGCGGGUCCUAUGGCGGCGGUGGUGGUGGUGGCGGCGGCAGCCGAAACGGUUGGUCCGCCGGCUAUAAUGACCGGUCGAACGGCUCGUGGAAUAAGGGUUCGUUCGGCAACGACGGCUCGUACGGCGCCUACCCUUACAAGACAUACACGAACUCUAAUUAUUAUCCGCCGAACUAUUAG
Messenger RNA from Oppiella nova, 777 nucleotides. NCBI's taxonomy places the organism in Eukaryota, Metazoa, Arthropoda, Arachnida, Sarcoptiformes, Oppiidae. The record is from the annotation of a GenBank genome assembly.